UGCUAACAGUGCGGUCGGGAGCUAGCAUGACGCAGCCAGAGACGACACGGGUGUUUCUUAACAACGUGGACUCGUACGCAUCCAGACACAUCGCGCAGGUCCUGAGUGGAAGUGUGGCUGGAGCUACUGUUAAUACAAACUCUGAUGUGGAGGCAGAGCUGCUGUCAAACCAUAAGAGGACUUUCCAGGUGGUGGGAACUGUUUCACAUCCAUCUGCUGUGGAAAGGCCUCAUGUGGUCGAACAGUACACGCAUCUGGACCGAGAUGAGCUCCUGUCCAAACUGAUGGGCUGUGAUGUUGUUAUCUACAAUGUUACCCAGCAUGCUGAUCAGGUGGAAGAAGCUCUCUGGGCUGCCUCAGCGCUUCACAGUGAAGUCGAGCAUUUUUCUGGGCCAAAGAUGUUUAUCCUCAUCUCCACGAUCAUGACCUGGGCCUGCAGCAAGCCAGCUGAUCCUGAUGAUCUGGAGCUUCCUUUCACUGAUGCGAUUUUCUGGAGCAGGAGAGCACAUCCCAAUUUUGAACGGCACAUUGAUUUGGAGAAGAGAGUAGUGAAAAUGGGCAAAACUGAAAGAAAGCUCUUCUCCACGUACGUGGUGGCAGCAGGACUUCAGUAUGGGAUGGGAGAACAGAUCUUCCACUACUUUUUCAAGAAAUCAUGGCUGGGAGAAGAUGGACCCGUCUUUGGAGAUGGCGAGAACAUCGUUCCCACGAUUCACAUCCAUGACUUGGCAAGUGUGGUUUACAGCGUGAUCCAACAUCAACCAAGACCAUAUUAUCUACUAGCAGUGGACGAUUCGAACAAUACCAUGGAAGAAAUUGUCAAGAAAAUCGCCUCCGUCCUCGGACCAGGGAAGAUCCAGAAAAAGCCGUCAGAGGAAACUUUCCUCACCAAGGACCUCAGUGUAAUGGAAGCCGACUCUCUGCUGGUCAGUCUCCGCAUGGAGGCUGCUUACAUCAAGAAACUUUUCUCUUUUAACUGGGUGUGCCAGUUUGGCCUGGUGGAAAAUAUAGAGGUGGUGGUGCAGGAGUUCCGGCAGACCCGCGGGUUGCUGCCCGUCCGUCUGUGUGUACUGGGUCCUCCUGCAGUAGGUAAAACCACAGUGUCCAAGAAGAUCUGCGAAUAUUACCGACUCCAUCACAUCACAGUGAAAGGCACCAUCUCUGACACCAUCGCCCGGCUGGAACAUGCUGUCAGGAAUCCUGAUCCCAGUGAAGGGAAGUCCACACAAGAGGCCCAGGAGCAGCUGAGCAUGAUGAAGGAACGCCUGGAACAGAACCGAGGUCUGGAUGAGGAGCUGCUGUUGAACGUGAUGAGGGACAAGCUGAUGACUCACCCGUGUAAAAACCAGGGUUAUGUGUUGAAGGACUUUCCCCAAACACGUGAACAAGCCAGAGAGCUCUUUGACGGUAAAGAAGAGGAUGGAACAUCCCAGAAUUCUUCAACCAACAUUAUACCCGAGUUGGUGUUGUGCCUGGAGGCCACAGAGGCCUUCCUGUUGGAUCGAGUGCUCGACUUGCCCGAGAGCUGUGUGCAGGAACACAACUACGAGCCAGAGAACUUCUCGAGGCGGCUGGCUGCUUACAACGAGAAACAGUCGGAGGAUGAUAUGGUCCUCAACUACUUUUAUGAGCAUGACAUCAUUCCUCUGCAGUUUGAGAUCAGCAGCAACGAUGAAGCAGACUGCCUGCCUCUGAUGCAGAAGGUCAUUGACAUGGUGGGCCAGCCCAGAAACUACGGUCUGAGCAGCCAGGAGGUGAAGGAGGAGGAGAGGAGGAAGGCUGCCGAGAGGCUGAGGAGAGAAGCCCAGGAGAGAGCAGAGGUGGAGCAGAUGGAGGCCGACGAGGCCAGAGACAGGGCUGCACACUGGGCUGAGUGGACUAAGAAGUUGGAGGAGGUGAGGCAGCAGGAGGAGGAGGAGCUGGAGGCCACGUCGCGCCCUAUGAGGGACUACCUGAUGGAACAGGUUGUGCCCACGCUGAGCCAGGGUCUGACUGAAUGCUGCCGAGCUCAACCACAGGACCCCGUGGACUUCCUGGCAGAGUACUUGCUGAAGAACAACCCUUUUGAAGCCGAUUACGAGCAGCUUUCCUAGCCGAGGAGAAUUUCCUUUGAGUCUUUGAGACUCGUCAGAGCAUUUCAGUCGUCACAUGCCAAGUGUCCCCAACUCCACGCUGGGAUUUUGAUUAGGUCUGAUUUCUAAGUGGCCCAUUCUCGUGCCCCUGUUGCAUUCAUAUACGGCUUUGUUUGGGCUCUGAUGUGCUGGCCGUUACUUAAAAGCAACCCAAAAAGCAGAUGAAAGUGUGCACAAA
This is a messenger RNA of Pelmatolapia mariae (spotted tilapia), 2310 nucleotides long. RefSeq names its product adenylate kinase 7b (gene ak7b). Gene Ontology annotation, biological process: nucleobase-containing compound metabolic process. The transcript is spliced from 18 exons. NCBI's taxonomy places the organism in Eukaryota, Metazoa, Chordata, Actinopteri, Cichliformes, Cichlidae. Gene Ontology annotation, molecular function: nucleoside diphosphate kinase activity; AMP kinase activity; ATP binding. Gene Ontology annotation, cellular component: cytoplasm. Bases 27 to 2093 code for a protein of 688 amino acids. The record is from RefSeq and is a predicted model, not a curated record.